This is a messenger RNA of Sphenostylis stenocarpa, 393 nucleotides long. Lineage: Eukaryota; Viridiplantae; Streptophyta; Magnoliopsida; Fabales; Fabaceae. The record is from the annotation of a GenBank genome assembly.
AUGCCUUUUUGGUAUGUGGUGGGUGGUGCAAGGUGCCGUUGGAACGGUGGACCAAAAUACUUGGUGGGGCUCUGUGAAUGCAAGUCGAUAGGGUUUGGCCAUAGGGGAGGGAUCGAAUCAAAGCGACAAGGGCCGAAUCUCGCGGAUCGUGGCAAAGAAGGCCACUCGCCACUUACAAUACCCCGUCGCGUAUUUAAGUCGUCCGCAAAGGAUUCUACCCGCCGUCCAAUGGAAAUUGCGCUCAAGGCGUCCCGCAAGGCCGAUCCGCCUCACGAGGGUCACCCACGCACGUGCCUCCGGGGGCCGAGGCCCCCACCGCUGGUCGGCAAGCGAACGACGGCGCACGCUGCCGCUUCUAGCCCGGAUUCCGACUUAGAGGCGUUCAGCUCAUAA